UUGACGAGGACGACGGACGGCAGUAACAGCAGUGGCGUGAUUCUGGAUGGCGUUUGUGGGAGUUAGUGCGGCGCAAUGAGUGAGAGCCGGAGCCGAAACCGAAGCCGGAGCCGGAGCCGGGCUCGCGUCGGGAGAGGCAGCCACCGAGGUGUUCCUCCGCCACCGAGCCAGGGAGAGGGGGAUAGUCACCGAGGUGCCGGGUCAGUGGGCGAUCAUAUCGCCUCCCCGACGCGCGCGCACCGUGGGAGAAUUUCAUACGAAACGGCCGACAGUCGGGCUUGUCCAGUCCCGGGCGAGAUGUGGACACCUACGGAGGAGGAGAAAUUUGGCGUCGUGAUAUGCAGUUUCCGAGGUUCAGUGCCUCAGGCGCUUGUGCUAGAAAUUGGAGAAACAGUUCAGAUCUUGGAAAAGUGUGAAGGAUGGUUCAGAGGAUUUGCAACCAAAAAGCCUACAGUCAAAGGUCUCUUUCCUGCAAGCUAUAUCCACCUGAAGGCAGCAGUUGUCAGUAACCGGGGCCAGUUUGAGACAGUAGUUCCAGUGGAAGAUCCCAUUGUUACUGAGGUCACAGCCACGUUACAAGAGUGGAUAAUGCUUUGGAAACAGCUGUAUGUGAAACACAAGGUGGAUUUAUUUUACAAACUGCGCCAUGUAAUGAAUGAGCUGAUUGAUUUGCGGAGGCAGCUUCUAUCUGGUCACCUGACUCAAGACCAACUCCGUGAUGUCAAAAGACAUAUUACAGUCCGCCUGGACUGGGGCAAUGAACAGAUGGGCAUGGACCUAGUUCCCAGAAAGGACUUUGAAAUGGUUGAUCCAGAACAGAUAAGUGUGGCAGAUCUCUACAAACUACACUUGUCCAGUAGACACAGCAUACAGCAAAGUACUACACAGACCGAUACUAUGAGACAUCGACAUGGUGAUGCAUGCCGCAUCCCCAUACCCCACCAUCUCUUGCUAAGUAUGAAAAGCUUUACCUACCACACUGUUGGAGAAGAUACAGACAUCUUCUUUUCUCUUUACGACAUGCGAGAGGGUAAACAGAUCAGUGAGAGGUUUAUGGUGAGGCUGAAUAAGAAUGGAAUGCCAAGAAAUCCUGAGAAAAUAGAUCGGAUGUGCGCACUAUUUACGGAUCUCAGUAACAAGGAUCUGAAGCGAGAUCUCUACAUAGUUGCUCAUGUGAUACGAAUAGGUCGGAUGCUAUUGAAUGAUUCAAAGAAAGGCCCUCCUCAUGUACAGUAUCGUCGCCCGUACGGUUGUGCAGUACUGAGUAUGAUGGACGCUCUAUCGUCGAUUGCUGAACUUCGUGAGGAAAAGGAUUUUAUGCUGAAAGUUUACACGUGCAAUAAUGAAAAUGAAUGGUAUCAAAUCCAUGAAAAUAUAAUUCGCAAAUCCAGCAACAAGUACACAGCAGCCAGCACAAAUUAUGGAAUGAUCAUCUCUCUGCAAAUACUCCGGGGUGAUAUGGAUCACAUGCGCAGAGAGAAUCCCAUGAUUUUUAACCGGGGUGUGGCCAUUACUCGCAAGCUGGGCUUCCCUGAUGUCAUUAUGCCAGGUGACAUCAGAAACGAUUUGUACCUCACAUUGGAGCGAGGAGAUUUUGAGAGAGGUGGAAAGAGUGUACAGAAAAACAUAGAAAUAACGGUUUACGUACUUUAUGCAGAUGGAGAGACACUUAAGGAUUGCAUUAGUCUUGGCUCUGGAGAACCUGCUGCAAGUGAACAUUGCUCUUUCGUGAUGUACCACAACAACAGUCCACGCUGGGGCGAGAUCGUGAAACUGCCCAUCCCUGUUGACAAGUUUAGAGGCUCACACCUUCGAUUUGAGUUCAGGCAUUGUUCCACAAAAGAUAAAGGUGAAAAGAAGCUAUUCGGUUUUGCAUUUACACCACUGAUGCGUGACGAUGGUACAACACUCUCGGAUGAUAUUCAUGAACUAUACGUCUACAAGUGUGAUGAAAAUAGCACUUUCAGUAACCACGGUCUCUACCUGGGUCUUCCCUGCUGUAAAGACGACUUCAAUGGCUGUCCCAACAUUCCUUCCAGUCUCAUUUUUCAACGAAGUACCAAAGAGUUCUUUUGGAUCUCAACCUUACUCUCAUCUACUAAACUGACACAGAAUGUUGACCUCCUUGCCCUUUUGAAAUGGAAAGCUCAGCCAGAAAGAGUGAUGGAUAUCCUGGGGAGACUGCGUCAUGUUAGCGGUGAAGAAAUAGUUAAAUUUUUACAGGAUAUUUUAGAUACGCUGUUUACAAUUUUAGAUGACAACACAGAGAAAUAUGGGCUGCUUGUAUUUCAGUCCUUGGUAUUCGUAAUAAAUUUGCUGCGGGACAGCAAGUAUUUUCAUUUCCGUCCGGUGAUGGAUACCUACAUUCAGAAGCACUUCUCUGGUGCAUUGGCAUACAAGGAGCUAAUCCGAUGUCUGAAGUGGUACAUGGACCGAUCUGCGGAAGUUGUGAGGCAAGAUCACAUUCAAGAGGCAAUGAGGGCCUUGGAAUAUUUGUUCAAGUUUAUUGUGCAGUCACGGAGCUUGUAUUCAAGAGCAACAGGUGGGAUAGAAGAAGAACAGUUUCGUGCCAGUGUUCAAGAGCUCUUUCAGUCCAUUCGCUUUGUCUUGAGUUUGGAUAGCAGAAGUUCUGAGACUCUCAUCUUCACACAGGCUGCCCUUCUCAAUUCCUUCCCAGCAAUUUUCGAUGAGCUGCUGCAGAUGUUUACUGUGCAAGAGGUGGCAGAGUUUGUGAGGGGGACACUGGGCAGCAUGCCCAGCACAGUGCACAUUGGUCAGUCUAUGGAUGUAGUCAAGCUGCAAUCCAUCGCACGGACAGUAGACAGUCGUCUCUUUUCAUAUUCAGACUCACGGCGGAUCCUGCUACCCGUUGUUCUCCAUCACAUUCAUUUGCACCUGCGGCAGCAGAAGGAGUUGCUCAUCUGCUCUGGAAUCCUCAGCAGCAUCUUCUCUAUCAUGAAGGCAAGCUCUCUGGAGUGCUCAGUGUCGGAAGAGGUGGAGAUGAUGGUUGAGAGCCUUCUUGACGUCUUGCUACAGACUCUGCUUGCUAUUAUGAAUAAGUCCCAGUUGGCGGAGGCGGUAAGAGGACAGCGUUGCCCACAGUGCACGGCAGAGAUAACUGGGGAGUAUGUAACCUGUCUACUGUCCCUACUUCGACAAAUGGCAGAUAACCACUAUCAACAAUUGCUCGAUAAUUUCCAGAGCAAGGAGGAGCUCAAGGAUUUCUUAUUAAAAAUAUUCUGUGUGUUCCGUAAUUUAAUGAAGCUGAGUGUCUACCCACGUGACUGGAUGGUGAUGAGACUUCUAACCAGCAACAUAAUUGUUACAACAGUUCAAUACCUUUCUCCUGCAUUACACAAGAACUUCACAGAAGCAGAUUUUGAUUUCAAGGUGUGGAAUUCGUAUUUUAGUUUGGCUGUCCUAUUUAUAAAUCAGCCAAGUCUUCAACUAGAACAUGCCACUCCUGCCAAAAGGAAGAAGAUUUUGGAUAGAUAUGGUGAUAUGAGAGUGAUGAUGGCCUAUGAACUCUUCAGCAUGUGGCAGAAUCUGGGUGAAAAUAAGAUUCAUUUUAUCCCAGGAAUGAUUGGACCCUUCCUGGGUGUCACACUGGUGCCACAAGCUGAGGUACGGAAUGUAAUGAUCCCAAUCUUUCACGACAUGAUGGACUGGGAGCAGCGAAAGAAUGGCAAUUUCAAGCAGGUAGAAGCAGAGCUCAUCGAUAAAUUGGACAGUCUGGUAUCCGAUGGAAAAGGAGAUGAAAAUUACCGUGAACUCUUCAGUCUCCUCACUCAGCUUUUUGGGCCUUAUCCUAGUUUAUUAGAGAAGAUUGAACAAGAAACAUGGAGAGAAACUGGUGUUUCUUUCGUAUUGUCAGUAACUCGCCUCAUGGAGAGACUGCUGGACUACAGGGAUUGUAUGAAAGGGGAUGAAACUGAAAAUAAGAAGAUUGGUUGUACUGUUAAUUUGUUGAAUUUUUACAAAUCUGAGAUUAACAAGGAGGAAAUGUACAUCCGUUACAUCCAUAAACUGUGUGACAUGCAUCUGCAGGCUGAUAAUUAUACAGAGGCAGCAUUUACACUAAUGCUGUACUGGGAACUGCUGCACUGGGAGGACAGAACCUUGCGAGAGUUCCUGCACUACCCAACACAAACGGAGUGGCAGCGUAAAGAAGGACUAUGCCGACAGGUUAUCAACUACUUCAACAAGGGCAAGUGCUGGGAGUAUGGAAUUCCACUCUGUCGGGAGCUGGCCAGUCAAUAUGAGGCCCUCUAUGAUUACCACAGUCUCAGCUGGAUCCGGAAAAUGGAAGCUGCAUAUUACGACAACAUAUUGGAGCAUCAGCGUCUGGAACCAGAAUUCUUUAGGGUUGGGUUUUAUGGUAGGAAGUUUCCAUUUUACCUACGUAAUAAGGAGUUUGUGUGUCGUGGUCAUGAUUAUGAAAGGCUGGAGGCCUUUCAGCAGAGGAUGCUGACUGAAUUUCCACAAGCUAUUGCCAUGCAGCAUCUCAAUCAGCCAGAUGAAACCAUCCUGCAGUCUGACGCACAGUAUCUGCAAAUUUAUGCAGUGUGCCCAAUUCCAGAGAAUGUAGAAGUUCUCCAGAUGGAGAGAGUUCCAGACCGUAUCAAGAGCUUUUACCGCGUAAACAAUAUCAGCCGCUUUCGAUAUGAUAGACCCUUUCAUAAAGGUUCAAAGGACAAGGAGAAUGAGUUCAAGAGUCUUUGGAUUGAACGUACUACCCUGACCCUUACACACAAUUUGCCUGGAAUUUCCCGCUGGUUUGAAGUGGAGAAGAGAGAGGUGUUGGAAGUGAGCCCCUUAGAAAAUGCUAUCUAUGUUGUGGAAAACAAAAACCAGGAGCUGCGGACUCUCAUCGGUCAAUACCAGCACAAGCAGCUGCAUGCCAACAUUAAUCUUCUCAGCAUGUGUCUUAAUGGAGUGAUAGAUGCUGCUGUCAAUGGAGGAAUAGCCAGAUACCAAGAGGCAUUCUUCCAAAAGGAGUAUAUAGUGAGUCACCCAGAGGACAGUGAGAAGAUAAACCAGUUGAAGGAGCUGAUGCAGGAGCAGGUUCACAUACUUGGAGUGGGUUUGGCAAUCCAUGAGAAAUUAGUGCACCCUGAAAUGCGACCUCUGCACAAGAAACUAAUAGAUCAGUUCCAGAUGAUGAGGUCCAGCCUUUGCCAUGAUCUUCCUGGAAUGGACAAGAUCAGCCCUGCUUGCUCUGGUUCCAGCACUCCACGUGGCAGUCUCAUGUCCAGUCAUAAUCCCAUGAGUCCGGAGGCUAUAAAGCUUGUGCAUAGACACAGCCCAUUGAACUUGCUUGGCUCCAGUAGACAUUCUUCAUCUUCACUAUCCUCACAGACAUCCAGCGAGGUUGGAAACCUUGUCAUCCUCACAGAUGGUCUUGUUGGAGAAACCCCUGAUGACCCAUUCCGCAUGCAGGCAAGUCCAUCCACCUCCAGCCUGAGUUCCACACACUCUGCACCCUCACAGAUGAUCAACUCAGCCCCAUCCAGUGCUCGAGGUUCCCCAUCAUUGUCCGAUAAAUACCGUCAUUCACGGGAGGUUAUGAUGUUGCUGCCUCCUCACAGGGACAGGCCAAGUAGUGCCCUGUAUCCAACCAUGAUGGAAAAUGGACCGCCUUCUAGUUUCCAGCGGGCCCUGAUUCAACAGGUGGUUGGACCUUGCAAACCAUGCAGUGACCCUAAUCUCUCUGUCGCUGAAAAGGCGGUGCCAGCAGCUCCCAGUAGUUGGAGUUUAGACAGUGGAACCAGGGACACAAUACCAUUCCUCACAGCACAUGUGGGCACGAUUAUGGCACCCCCAGUACCACCUCGAUCAUUGCCACCUGGUCAUUUUACUAUGAAUUUUGAUCCCUUCCUUCAUCAGAUCAGUGAUAUACCACCUGCCUUGCCUGCACGAACCCUACGCAAAUCUUCGCUACACCCAAUUCCUGCAUCACCUACAAGCCCCCACUCAGGUCUUGAUGGCAGUAACUCUACUCUGUCUGGCAGCGCAAGCAGCGGGGUGUCCUCUCUGAGUGAAAGCAACUUUGGUCAGUCAACGGAGCCACCACGUACAGACACAACAGAUUCCAGUCAGACCUGGAACCCAGAGGAGGAUGGAGAAGCCCCUUACAUACCAGUAAGGUACAGCCUAUCUGAACCAGAUGUCAUUGAAUCAGUGAAAGCUCACCCAUGCCGUAGCCACUCUGCUCCCACUGGAGUCAUUCUAAAGGAGUCCACAGAGAUACCAGCUUUGCCCCCCAAACCAUAUUAUCCCAGACCAACAUACAAAGACAAUGAAGAAACACCUGAAGAAGAGAGCAGGCCAAAGGCUUUCAUGCGCAAACUCUCUCAGUCUGGUCACAGUGGCAAGGAAGAGCAAGCCAAGGUGCCAUGGGAACAUGGCAUCAAUCAAGACUAGGCCACAAAAAGGGCUCAAAAUUAAGGUGUUCACUGGUUCAUCCUACGGGUGUCAGCCACCUCUGUUUAUUGUAAACGGAUUACAUUUCUUUCAGAAACUAUUUGCUUUGGACUAAUACUUUGUUUCAGUGAGAAGGAAGGCCUGUUUAUUUACGGCCUAGCUGCUCUCUGAUUGCAUUUGCAGUUGGAGGUCCCCGUAUGGUGCACUGUUCUGAAAAGGCCUCAACCCUUCAGGUGCAAAACUUCCUGUUGCAAUCACACACUUCACUUUGAUUAUUCGCAAAGUAUAGAAUGAAUGAGGCAUCUGAUGAUUGAGAUAGUUGUGAACCCUUAUCAAAUAAGAAUAUUAGUCAUUUCAUUAAAAUCAUGUCUCUCCUCUUUUUUUCCUUUCUCGAUAUUCUGGUCAAAGCAUUUGAUAUACCUCCUUACCAGGUCUUCCACUGACUUUUCACAUUUACUAAGAAUCAUAGGUUAAAAUGUCACUGAAGUAUCAUACAUCCUGAGUAUCAUACAUCAGAGAGAAGUUAAACUAAAUGUCAGGAAUGUACAUCCGAUACUGAAGUAGCAUGCAAUAGCCCCUCCUCUGUUCAGGUAGGAUACAUCUAAAGUCAGCAUUGAAUUUUCUUUAGGCUUAAGAUUUUUGUGCUGAAAAACUUCAGGUUAAAUCUUUAUUAAUAAUAUGGGUCCAGUUAAUUCACAAAAUGAAAACGUUGACCAUUGUUUAAUUUUUGGGUUCUUCUUUGGACUGGUCUCAGCUAAAUUCUGGUGGAACGGAUUAGGGUGAUUUUAAAAUGUCAAUAGCGGCAUUUAACCUACCAACCUUGUAUUCAUUUUUGAAGUGACAACUGUAAGAAAUGACUUGCUCACUGAAAGUCAGUCUGGAUUUUGCCAGGUCCAUUCACUUCCUGACUUCAUUACAGUCUUGGUCCAAACAUGAACAAAACAGGUGAACUAAAAAGAAAAGAGACUGCCCUUAACAUAAAGGCAGCACUUAAUUAUGUGUGGCAUUAAGAAGCUUUUAACAAAACUGGAGUCAGUGGGAAAACUCUCCAUUGAUUGGAAUCAUACCUAACACAAAGGAAAUGACUGUGGUUAUUAUGGGCCAACCUCUAAAUCCCAAAACAUCACUACAGGAGUUUGUUUCUCAGUGUAGUCUCAGCCUAACCAUCGAUAUACAGCAGCUUUAUCAGUGACUAAUGUCAGAACCUGGGACAUUUACUAUUCCAUAGGAACUAGAAUACUAUGCGCAGAAAGAUCUGACAGCAUCCACUCCUAGGCCAACAAAGUAGCAAUUAACAUUUACAUUAGACAAGUGCCAUCUCCGACAAGAGAAAAUCUAACCAUCAUUCCUUUACAAUUCAAUUGCAUUACCAUCAUUGAAUCUCUCUAUCUGGGGGUUACCACUGACCAUAAACUAAACUGAACUAGCCAAAAAUUGUGGCUGCAAAAGCAGUUCAGAGGCCAGGUAUCCUACAGCGGGUAACUCACCUUUAGACUCCCGAGAGGUUUCCAUCAUCUACAAAGCACAAAUAAGGAGUGUGAUGGAACAUUCUUCACUUACCUGGAUGAGUGCAGCUCCAGCAAUACUCAAGAAGCUUGACAUCAGUCAGAACAAAGCAGCCUGUCUGACUGACAUCACAUCCACCACCUCCAAUUUCUAUUCGCUCCACUACCAACACAAUGUCAGCAGUGUGUUCCAUCGACAAGAUGCACUGAAGCCACUCAACAAGGCUAUUUUAACAGCACCUUCUCAAACCUGUGUGACAUCUGGCACCUGGAGGGACAAGGGCAACAGAUGCAUGGGAGUACUACCACCCUCAAGAUCUCAUCCUAACCAUAACAUCCUGAUUUGGAACUACACUGCUAUUCUUCCAUACUCUCAGGAUCAAUGACCUUGAACUCCUUGCCAAUUGCAUUCUGAACCUUUCUCACAAGGACUGCAGUUUAUCACCACUUUCUCAAUGGCAAGUAGGAUGGGCAAUAAAUGCCAAACUAGCCAGCACCACCCACACCCUAUGAAAGAAUUUUUUUAAAAAUUAUAUGGCUGGUACAGCUUCAGGAGUGAAUGUAAAAAGUUUGCCAUUAAUCACUCCAGUUUCCACUAGCUCAAUGUUUAUUUGCUCUUUACCUGUAGAGAACCAUCUGCAGUUUUCACUGGGGUAAUUUGUGCUUACUGCCAUUUUAAACACAAAUGAUACUUUCCAUAUCAAUUGUGUAACAUGGUCUAUACCAUCUGGCUUAUGUAGGAGCUCAGGGUGUGUCUGGCCUCAUGGAUUUCAUAUACCUGAAGAUGCAGUGCAAUGUAAAAGAAUCCUUACAACAGUUAUGGAGCUAUACAUAACUCGUAUUUUAAAUGAUCACUGUGCUAAUGCAAGUUUUUGACAGUUUAUCUAUGAGUAAAAGAAUUAGAGGAAGGUUCUGAAGGUGUUUUACAGUGUUUAUUAACAAUUGAGCUGAUGGUUUAAUGUUGUAGCAGAAGUGUAAGAUAAUGUAGAUCAAAGUGUGCUAUUGAGAGAAAACUGUAAAUAAAGCAAGAGACGUGCUAAACGUUGUUCAGAAAGGGAUUAUAUAGGUAUUGAUUUAAAAAAAGCUAAAAAUUUGUUACAAAAGGUGAAAAGAAUUGAAAAGUUACUGUAUCUGUACAUACAUCAUUCAGUAUUCUCAUGUCCAACUUACUCUCAAUUGAUAGUUGUUGGGGGUGGGGAAGAGAACUUGCUGAACACCUACUCCUGAGUGGCCUGAAGUAUAAAAUUCUAGUUCAAAAACACUAUUCUGUAUUCUGAUGAUGGGCCAGUCUUUAUGCUGCUACUGUGCUAUUCUUCCCAUGGUGUAAGGGAGUUAAAAAAAAGUGGGCAGUGAAAUUUUCAAACAUAUGCCAACCAUUACCCAAUACUGGGAUUUCAAUUGGAGACAUGUGAUGGUCAGGGAAAAUUUGAAAGGGCUACUAAAGUAGUGAACUAUCAGACACAUUCAUCUUGAUCUUCAAUGCUACAGGAGAGAUGGGCUCACCUGCUAGCAUUUAUAUACGGUAUGUGGUCGGCACCUUCAAACAUUUGCUCAAUGUUUCCACUGGGAUGUUUUGCAAGAUGAGAAAUCUAAUCUCAAAAAUACAAAAUCAAUUCAUUUUUUGUUCAACCUUAAUUUCUGUUCAUAAAUCGAGUUCCACUGGGGAUUGUGUGAAAAAGAAAAUGAAGUGUGAAAAGAAUUUGUAAAGUAAAAAUUACAUUUGAUGUAUAACAGUAACAUGUCUCUUAAAAGGCAAUGUUCUUAUUUAAUAUUUACCAAGCUAUUGCAGUGCUUUCUUCGCAGUACACAAACCCUGGAGUGUGUCCUGUAACUAAAGCAUGCCAGAUGUAUUUUUGUGAGCCUUGUAAUUUAACGUCCCGUUUUUCUGUACAGCAGCAAUGUUUGAAAUGAUGGAGUUUAAACUGCCUGUUGUAACCAUGGGUUGCUCUGAUUUAAGACUUGUCAGCAUUAUCGCACAGUGAUGUGAAGCUGUUUCUCCCCUUUCCAAAUUGUGUCUGUCUCUAUUGGACCAUGUCAAUGCCCAAAUAAUCUUGCUCCUUGUACAGACCUUCCCUUUUGAAUGCUGUGUACUUAUGAAUUUUAAGGAAAGGGCAGAAGGAGAAGGACGAAGGGGUUGAACUGUUGUGUAAAAAGGUUUUUCUGUAGCACUAACAUUGUCAUUUUUGGCUCUUUACUGCACACCCAGGGCUGUGAUUGGCUUGGGCCAAAAAGUUAGCAACUGCAAACAUUUACCACAUGAAUCUGGUUUGGGAAAACAUGGUAGGAACUGGAGAGAUAUAUUCAGAGCCAGCCUCUGCCUAGCUUGUUGCUUUGUCAAAAGAUGGCUGGCCAGCAUGAUAGAAUGAUUUUCAGCCAAUCUUCAUGAGCGCCAAGGGAAAAUUCUUAAAAGCAAAUUGGUUUUAUGGGCUGGGGUAGGGAUGGGUAGAGGGUUAAACAAAAGCACUUGAUUAUAAUGGUAAACAACCUUUUGCCAGACCCAUGGUUAGGUUCAAUUGUACUCUUAAGAGAUUAAUUCAACUCCAUUCUUUUAUUACAGAAUUGCCCCUUAUUGAUAUUAUAAGGGGACCAGCAAGGGCACAUUGGUAAAAAUAGGGUUUUAUUGUAUAUAUCAUGUUAGCAUGUCAGAAUAUGUGACGUGAAUUUUAGAUGUAAAUAUUUGCAAUUCGUUUUCCUAUUCACCAAAUUACUGUGAUGUGUAAUUCCU
Messenger RNA from Stegostoma tigrinum, 10653 nucleotides. RefSeq names its product dedicator of cytokinesis 3 (gene dock3). Lineage: Eukaryota; Metazoa; Chordata; Chondrichthyes; Orectolobiformes; Stegostomatidae. The record is from RefSeq and is a predicted model, not a curated record. The coding region runs from base 76 to 6423 and encodes 2115 amino acids. The transcript is spliced from 54 exons. Gene Ontology annotation, molecular function: small GTPase binding; guanyl-nucleotide exchange factor activity. Gene Ontology annotation, biological process: small GTPase-mediated signal transduction. Gene Ontology annotation, cellular component: cytoplasm; plasma membrane.